CAGGGGCAGAGAUCUACGAAUGUCGCCACGUCAACACUACCACUCAUGCUCCUGUCAGUCUACUAAAAUAAAACCAUUUGCGACAUUGAACACAUGGCAGGUCAGCAUCUCCUCAUAUGGUUCUCCCUUGCGGAGCACCUGGUGGAGGACUUGCGUUCGUGUGGCCUCUUUGAGACUGUUCAACACUUUCAGCCCAAGUUUGUGGAAGGCUCUACGCAUCCCGACCAGUUGUGGGGGUUUGAACCGCCAGAGAUUCCAGACGAGUGCUGGCAAAAGGUGACGGUGCUGUUGACGAACGCCUGGCUGCCAAGAUCACCAGAGCAAGCACCCAACUUGCGACUCAUCCAGACCAUGUCGGCAGGCGUUGAGCACUAUCUCACUCGAGAGGAUUUCUUUACAAACAAGGUCCGAUGUCAGGUUCAGCUCGCUUCUGCUGCUGGCGUACACAGUAGCGCGAUUGGAGAGCAAGUUUUGAUGCACACUCUUGCUCAUUUUUACGAGAUGCGUGCAUUGAAUGAGAUUCAAGCAAGUCGCUCCUGGAACCGAAGUUUGUACGUCCCACCAGGGCAGAUUGGUGUGUCUCCAGAACUUCGUGGACAGACGAUCGGCGUGAUUGGCUAUGGCUGCAUUGGUCGUGAAGUGGCGCGCCUCGCGACGGCGUUUGGUAUGAAGGUUCUUGCUGCUUCAUCGACGGGUAGGAGAGCUGCUGCUCGUGGAUACACGAUUGCUGGCACAGGGGAUGACGAUGGAUCGUUACCAGAAGCCUGGUAUCCCUCAGGAGAUGCAGAAGCCAUGAAGGAUUUCUGGGCAAAGUCAGAUGUCGUUGUUCUAUGCUGUCCAGUUACCGAGACAACCAAGCAUCUCAUCAAUGCGUCAACGUUGAAGCAGAUGAAACAGUCGAGCUUCCUUGUCAACGUCUCUCGCGGCGCUGUCAUUGACCAGGACGCACUAAUUGAGGCAUUGGAGAAUAAGCAGAUUGCAGGCGCUUUUGUUGACGUGACGGACCCUGAACCUUUACCGAAAGACCAUCCGCUGUGGACAACUAAGAACUGUACAGUCACGCCGCAUGUUACUGGAGCAACAAACAUGUAUGAGACGCGGUGUGCCGAGUUGCUCAAAAUCAAUAUGGCCAGACUGAUUGCUGGAGAAUGUCCAAAGAACGCAUAUGACCUCAAGGCAGCCAUCACAUGCUGCAUUGAUGGCUGAGAGAUGAUGAGGAUCAGUCUUCAUAAGAGUAAUAGGCACGGCUUCCAUAGACUCGUUUACAGUAAUCCUUCGACUGUGCAGCUGCUGCCUACCUCCCCG
This is a messenger RNA of Protomyces lactucae-debilis, 1305 nucleotides long. RefSeq lists its product as uncharacterized. The record is from RefSeq and is a predicted model, not a curated record. Gene Ontology annotation, molecular function: NAD binding. Bases 94 to 1206 code for a protein of 370 amino acids. The transcript is spliced from 2 exons. Lineage: Eukaryota; Fungi; Ascomycota; Taphrinomycetes; Taphrinales; Protomycetaceae.